Dibothriocephalus latus is the source of this 753-nucleotide messenger RNA. The record is from the annotation of a GenBank genome assembly. NCBI's taxonomy places the organism in Eukaryota, Metazoa, Platyhelminthes, Cestoda, Diphyllobothriidea, Diphyllobothriidae.
AUGACUAACGUGGGCAUUAUUUAUCCGAAACCCGAUGAGCCCGUUCUCCUACUUGACGAUUGUCCCAUUAUGUUUCGCCUUAUUCUUGUGGAAUACCACAGGGCCUACGAGAACGAACGAGGCAAAAAGAUCUCAGUUACUGAUGAUCCGUUCACUAGGAACCGCCAGCAAGUCUCAAAAAUCGUCAGCAACACGGGUUACGUGCAUCCACCUGAACCUCCAACUGGCACCUAUCCCCCUUCUGCACCCGCUCCACCGAACAGUGCUCAGCAUGGCGGCUCAUGGCAGUCGGAGACGGUUGCCUAUCCAGUUAUGUCACCCAGCAUUCCGAUCAACAGCCCAUCCGGUAUAGGUUACACCAAUGGCAAUGCUUACAAGUCCCACCCUCUCAAUGAGAGACCGGUAAACUAUGCGGAUCUGGACUACAAUGACGCCACAGCUUCUGAGCAGAAGAAGAACUGGACCCCCUCGCAGCCACAGGCUCCUCAGAAUGAGCCUGAACCAAUAGAAUUCACUCCGCCGAAACUUAUUCUACUGGGUGGACUCCGUGUCACAGGCAGUGGCGUGCAUUUCCAAGCGGUCUACGACUAUGAGGCAAACGAAGAGGAUGAAGUCAGCUUCAAGGAGGGCGACGAGAUCCUGCACGGCGAACCAAUUGACGACGGUUGGAUGUACGGCACUGUGAAGAGAACGGGAAAAUUUGGCAUGCUCCCCUCCAACUAUGUUGUCCCCAUACAGAAUGCCAAUCAGUGA